AUGACAUUAAUUACUUUUUACAAUGGACUUCCCCGGCCUGAGGCAUCAGAAUCAACCUUGCGUGGUCUGAUUGAGCGCGUCACGGAAGACCUGAGAGAUAUCGAAGCAUUUCUCCCCAUAAAAGUAUCGACUAGGAGAAGAGAAAGAAUACGCGAGUUCCUUACGGUGGAGCUUAACUCAUUGAAGCAAUAUGAAGGGGAUUUUCAGCGUUUGAACCAGGAGAGCCAAGUGGACUACCUGCUCAUCAAAAAUUACAUGGAGGGCGAACUCCGACAGUUGGAUCUCGAUAACAAACAAGACGAGAAGGCAUCUUCGCUGAUUCCAUUCGCGGCCAUAUUGGUUGAUCUCUGUGAGGCGAGGGCCUUCGUUCUGCCAAUGAAUUCCAAGGAUGCUGCGCAGAAGUUGUUUGAGGUGCAGGUUGAAAUUACCAAAGUUAUUGAAAGGGUUGGAAAAGAAUACACCACGCAGCAGAUUGAAAAAACUGUUGCAUUCCGUGCGGCGCGCACCAUCGAUGCCCUGCGUGUCCAUCUGAAGGAGUGGUAUCUAUUUUAUAAAGGAUACGAUCCAUCCUUUGAUUGUCUGAAAAGUAUUUCCGCAAUUAUUCGCGAUCGGCUUGUCGGAAUUAAGGCAGAAGAUGAUGGCGCAAUUGUUGGCCAGCCCAUUGGGCGCGAGGGGCUUCUUGCUGACCUUCAAGCGGAGAUGAUUCCUUACACCCCCGAGGAAAUUAUCUCUAUUGGCGAGAAAGAAUUUGAUUGGUGUAUUGUGGAACUGAAGAAAGCCUCGAGCUGUAUGGGACUAAACAGCGACUGGAGACAGGCCCUUGAAAAGGUCAAAAAUGACUAUGUGGAGGCCGGGAAACAAACACAAUUAGUCAAAAAGCUUUUCCACGAGGCUGUAGCCUUUGUUGAAAAGUAUGAUCUCGUCACAGUUCCCUGCGUGGCUAAAAAUGCCUGGCAAAUGUUCAUGAUGUCGCCAGAGAGACAGAGGAUAAAUCCAUUUUUCCUCGGCGGAGAUUCAAUCAUCGUAUCAUAUCCGACUGAUACAAUGGAUCACGAAGCGAAACUGAUGAGCAUGCGAGGUAACAACAUUCACUUUGCCCGCGCGACAGUCUUCCAUGAAAUGAUACCGGGUCAUCACUUGCAGAUGCACGUCAAUGCCAGAUCUAAACCUUAUCGACGCAUUUUUGAUAGCCCAUUCUCAGUGGAAGGCUGGGCUCUUUACUGGGAAUUUCUGCUCUGGGACGAUGAAAGGUUCGAGAAAACGCCCGAAAAUCGAAUUGGAAUGCUUUUCUGGCGGCUUCAUCGAUGCGCCCGCAUUAUAUUCUCGAUGAAAUUCCACCUUGGUCAGAUGGUGCCCCAAGAGUGCAUAGACUUGCUUGUGAAUGCGGUUGGGCAUGAACGCGCAACGGCCGAAGGAGAAGUUAGGCGAUCUCUGAGUGGUGAAUAUUCACCACUCUAUCAGAUCGGCUACAUGGUAGGCGCAAUACAGAUUCACGCCAUGCGAAACGAGGUCGUGGGCCAGGGUAUAAUGAGUGAAAGGGUAUUCCAUGACACGUUCUUGAAUGAAAAUCGGAUGCCAAAUGAGAUCAUGAGGGCAUUGAUGUUGGGCAAAGAAUUGAGUCCUAAUUACAAGCCAAGCUGGAGAUUUUAUUCUGAUGUGAAAUAA
This is a messenger RNA of Penicillium cosmopolitanum, 1665 nucleotides long. RefSeq lists its product as uncharacterized. NCBI's taxonomy places the organism in Eukaryota, Fungi, Ascomycota, Eurotiomycetes, Eurotiales, Aspergillaceae. The record is from RefSeq and is a predicted model, not a curated record. Bases 1 to 1665 code for a protein of 554 amino acids. The transcript has 2 exons.